CUCGAAAACAACAGCUCGACCAGAUUUACACCAAAUCACACGUUCAGGCAGACCACAAGGACAACAACGCGCUGUAGUCCUCAUUCAACCAGCAGCUCGUUCAGCUCUCUGUGCCAGGGACACGCGCUUUUAACACGACACUUUCCCUUGGGCGCAUCUCGAACUUCCGAAGCACUGCACAAUGGCAGCGACAAGGCCACAAUCGUCAUCAGGCUUCCCUGACCCAACGCCAAUAAAUCUGACCCGGCUGCUAUCAAGGUUGGAACACACUGUCCUCGUUGAGCCGUCACAACAGCUCCGAAAGUCGCCCUACGAGCGGGCACGCAUUAGUGCAAACAUCGAACAUGCACGCACCCUUCUCCUCAGCCUCGAGCACUCGGCCUCUACGCUGCCCUCGAAAUCGAAGAAGUCAGCGCUGCAAGCAGACUUGCAGCAAAAGCGCAAGACGAUUAAGCAGUUAAAUCAACGGAUAUACGAGCUCAAUCAGCUGGACGAUACAGAGUCAGAAGCUUCGGUCGAUUCUGACGACGAGGAUGAGGAUCAAUUCCCUUCGUACGCACCGAGGAUCAUGACCCAGGACGGCAUAGACAUCACAUCGAAGGAGGGAGAGGGUAACGAGGCGCUGCAAAACGCUGCGAGGAACCUGACCUCGCAGAUGCGACGGAGAGGACAGGCACAGGAAGCUGGGGGGGCACAAGCAGCGUCAGGGAACUCACUGCAUCCCUCAAAGGCUACUACAACGACGGGCAACCCUUCGCUGUCGCAAACCGAAGCGCUCCUGUCGCACGACCGCAACGAGCAAGAGAAGCUCACGGAGAGUCUUCUCGAGAUGGCGAAGCAACUCAAAGCACAGUCGGUGCACUUUGGCAACACUCUAGACAGCGACAAGGGCGUUGUGGAUCGGGCAGUAUCAGGGCUGGACAAGAAUCAGAUCAACAUGGACGCCGCCAGCCAGAGAAUGGGCACGCUCAGGCGGAUGACCGAAGGCAAAGGCUGGUGGGACCGCAUGAAGCUCUACGCCAUGAUCGGCGGGCUCUGGCUGAUUGCGUUCCUCAUAGUGUUCGUGGGGCCCAAGAUACGGUUCUGAGCGCAGUACACUGACUUUGCUCCAAUGUUCUCUACUCACAGCAGCAAUAUACCCGAGCAUCGUACAGCCAAUAUCAGCUUUUCCACUUGUGGUGCAUCCAGCCGGCCUUACCGAGUGCAGAUGGAUGCGAUCGCGCGCACCUCGGCGAUCUGGGCCCUGCGCAAGCUUGCUUUCAGCCGCUUUAGCGCCGGACCGGUUGUCAAGCUGCCAGCUCAAGAACAACAGCACAUCCUCGUGUCUUUUCUACCCAUUUCUUUCAACCGAACGACCUAGACUGGGAGUUGCUGCAACAUGGCCGCUAUGGAAAUGCUUUCAAUGGGCUCGCGCUGUAUACUUCUGCCCAAUUGCUCGAUUGCGCACUGCUCUCAACUAACACCCGCCAGCGCUCAAUCACUCCAACAGCGAUGCCGAAGCAGAAUACGACCGCCUCCGCGAUCUCGCCCGUCAGGAAGCGGC
Messenger RNA from Didymella exigua CBS 183.55, 1543 nucleotides. Its product is annotated as synaptobrevin. Gene Ontology annotation, cellular component: endoplasmic reticulum; SNARE complex. Gene Ontology annotation, molecular function: SNAP receptor activity. Lineage: Eukaryota; Fungi; Ascomycota; Dothideomycetes; Pleosporales; Didymellaceae. Gene Ontology annotation, biological process: retrograde vesicle-mediated transport, Golgi to endoplasmic reticulum. The coding region runs from base 182 to 1087 and encodes 301 amino acids. The record is from RefSeq and is a predicted model, not a curated record. The transcript has 2 exons.